AUGACGAAGAUGCAAAAAAAAUACAAGAAAGGUGCGUCUGUGAAUUAUACUAGUCGUAAUCAAGCUUUGCGAAAAUUGCAAUUAACCUUAGCUGAUUUUCGACGAUUAUGUAUUCUCAAAGGUAUCUAUCCAGUCGAACCAAAAAACCGGCGCAAAGCAAAUCGUGGUCGUCUUGCAAACAAAACCUAUUAUUUGGCAAAAGACAUACGAUUUCUAACACAUGAACCUAUUAUUGAUAAAUUUCGUCAUAUGAAAACAUAUCUUCGACGAUUAACAAAAGCCAAAGCACGAAAUGAGAAAACAAGAGAAGAAACUUUACGUAACAAUCGUCCUUUCUAUAAAUUGGAUCAUGUCGUGCGAGAACGAUACCCAUCGUUUGCUGAUGCACUCAGAGAUUUAGACGAUUGUUUAACCUUGAUUUUUCUUUUCGCUAAUUUUCCACUGUUGAAAAAACUUUACGAACCACGUCUUCGUUUAUGUCGUCGUUUAUCUGUUGAAUUUCUUCAUUAUGUUAUUACGAGUGGAUCAUUAAAGAAAUGUUUCAUAUCCGUCAAAGGUUAUUACUUUCAAGUCGAAAUUCGAGGUGAAAUCAUUACAUGGAUCAUUCCUCACAAACUUGGACAUAAAAAUCCUGCUGAUGUUGAUUUUAAAAUCAUGGCAACAUUUCUGGAAUUCUAUACCACUCUUCUUGGUUUUAUUAACUUUAAACUAUAUUCCGAUCUUGGUUUAGUCUAUCCGCCUAAGUUAAAUUUCGCCGCAACAACAUCGUUGUCAACGCUUUGUUCAGAAGAUGAAUUUUCUGAUGAAUUUCUUGCUUCGCUCGGUUUGCCGAUCAUGAAAAAACCCGAUACAAAUCCUGUUGAUCAAGUGGAAGUUGAUCAAGAAGCUGCUCAAUUGUUAGGGAAUACCGAAGCCGACGAGGAAAAUCGUCGAAAGGAAGAAGAAACCAAAACAUUACAAAAGCUAUUCUCUAAAUGCAAAUUUUUCAUCAGCCGUGAAAUACCACGAGAAAUGUUCGCAUUCGUUAUUCGUGCAUGCGGUGGAAAUGUUUCCUGGGAUAAAACGAUGUGUCCUGGUGCCACCUACGAUGUUUCGGAUGAAAGUAUUACACAUCAGUUAGUAGAUCGACCAAAAUUGAACGAUAUGGUUGUCAAUCGAGUAUACGUUCAACCACAAUGGGUGUUCGAUUCGAUUAAUGCUCGACAAUUGUUACCCGUGGAUAAAUAUCUUCCAGGCAGUGUAUUACCACCACAUCUUUCACCGUUUGUUGAGGAGAAGGAAGGUGAUUAUGUUCCACCAGAAAGAUUCGGUAGACGUCAAGCAGAGGAAGACGUUGAAGAAGAACCAGUUAAAGAAGUUCCUUCGAUUAAUCUGGUUGAAAACAAUGCUUAUCUUAAUGGUAAUCUCAAACGAAAACGGCCAGAGACAGAGGAAACACCAGCAGUGAAACCUGCCACAAAAGAAGAACGAAAACGAUCAAUGCGUGUUGAAUCUGGUCAAGUGCAAAACGUGAAUGUGUCAAACAUUGUGAAACGUAAAGCUGAUGAAGAAAAACGUCUACGUGAAAUGACCAUCCCGAAGAAACAAAAACGUCUCUAUGAUAAGAUCAAAUUCUCUCAGAAGAAGAAACGACAAGAGGUCGAAAAAUUGAAACGUAAACGUGCUGAUUACGACAAAGCUGCCAAACAGGAAGCUACCAAUGAUAAGAAAAAACAAAUGAAAUUAUCAUAA
This is a messenger RNA of Adineta ricciae, 1731 nucleotides long. The record is from the annotation of a GenBank genome assembly. Lineage: Eukaryota; Metazoa; Rotifera; Eurotatoria; Adinetida; Adinetidae.